Hermetia illucens (black soldier fly) is the source of this 2225-nucleotide messenger RNA. RefSeq names its product transcription factor glial cells missing-like. The record is from RefSeq and is a predicted model, not a curated record. The transcript is spliced from 2 exons. Lineage: Eukaryota; Metazoa; Arthropoda; Insecta; Diptera; Stratiomyidae. Gene Ontology annotation, cellular component: nucleus. Gene Ontology annotation, molecular function: RNA polymerase II cis-regulatory region sequence-specific DNA binding; DNA-binding transcription activator activity, RNA polymerase II-specific. Bases 187 to 1713 code for a protein of 508 amino acids. Gene Ontology annotation, biological process: gliogenesis; regulation of transcription by RNA polymerase II.
AGCAGAAACCUCUUCAGUAGAGAUUGCGCAUUCGUUUGCUUCAGACGUAACCGUGUCGUGAGUGGAUUGCACCAGGAGUUAAGUGUUUUGAUUCUGCUCUCGUGGGUUGUUAGUUGGUUAUUCAAAUUUGAUUACUGACGAAACGGAGCGCUUGUAAUAUUAAUACUUGAAAAUAAAGACUGGAAAAUGGUGAUUAUAAGUUCGACACCGCCGUCACACGACGCGGACACUGUACCAACCAAAUCACGUGUAAAUAUAGACUGGGAUAUAAAUGAUUCUAUUGUCCCAAUUGUGAGUGAAUUUGAUGAUUUUUGUGAAUGGGCCAACGGCCAUUGUCGUUUAGUGUACUCAAGUUCAAAUGAGGAUGCUAAGAAACAUGCUUCCGGCUGGGCUAUGCGCAACACUAAUAACCACAAUGUGAACAUUUUGAAAAAAAGUUGUCUAGGAGUCCUUCUCUGCAGCGCAAAAUGUCGCCUGCCGAAUGGUGAACGUGUUCAUUUGCGACCAGCCAUCUGUGACAAGGCAAGGAGAAAGCAGCAAGGAAAACAAUGUCCAAAUCGAAAUUGUACUGGACGAUUGGAAAUCCUUCCAUGUCGCGGUCACUGCGGCUAUCCUGUUACCCACUUCUGGCGACAGGCCGGCAAUGCAAUUUUCUUCCAAGCAAAAGGAACCCACGAUCAUCCCCAGCCAGAAGCUAAGGGAUCGAGCGAAGCCCGGCGUGCCUUAGGUGGCGGUCGCCGGAUUAGAAGUCUUGCGGUCAUGCUUGCCCGGGAUGCAGCUCUAAAUAACAAAUUAUGUACACUUCGCGGUACCAAACGCAACGCAAACUCUAUCCCGAAAACAGAUGAUUCUACAUUCAUAACCCCAAUUCAUAAGAAAAAAUGCAUUUGCACGGAAUCCAACUGUUCUUGUCCGAGCCAUAAUAAUAAUUAUGUGGGAUAUCCCACUGAAAUGGGAUUUUACGCAUGGAAUCCUAGUGAAAAUUACUUAUAUGCAACAGGGCACCAUGCCGGAGAACAGAUAUUUUCAGGAUAUGAUGAACAUUUUUCGAAUGGCACUCCAAACAAUGUGCAAGGCAUACAAUAUGUGAACCCCGCCAAUACUGGCUUCUCUUCCAUGCAAAAUACCUACUUUCAUCCAAAUGAUGUACAAACUGAUGUGAAGCCAACGGGGCCGUCGCUUCCAAGUUGUAUCUCUGAAAUAGAAAGCAACAAUGCUCAAAAUAGUAAGUGGUUUCCGGAACACUGCAAAUAUGAAAGUUGUGACGAUACAUCAAGUUUAACGAGUAGUUCGAGUAUCUACGAGGAAUUCUACUACGCCCCGAUUCAGCCUAAUCAUGGAACUGGUCAAUCAAAUCACGUACAACACUAUGCUCCGAACAACUGCAACUAUGAAUCUUUGGGAACCUACUUUGAACAGACCGACGGGAGUUGCGUUUACUCCACGGUCAACUCCUACGAAAAUUCUACUCCAGCUUCGAAUCACUCAGCACCAGCAGCGUCACCCCAUAACACCGAAGCCGUCCAAAAUUACUCCAACAGCGAACACCUCGAAAUGUACAAUGGAGCUCAAUUUCAGAUCAAUGGGAGCGCUAGUCCUGAUUUUUAUUACAGUAAUAGUGGAAAAGAUGUAUGGAAUAUUUCCGUUGAUGCACAGGCAUACCAACACACUUUCCAGAUACCAUCCUCGGAAAGUGUGGCAAACGUUUAUUAAGCCGCGGCAGUUCAAAGCCGGGCUUAGGAAAUAUAGGAUUUACCCAUAGACAAGUUACUUCACUGUGAAAAGACUGUAAAUAAUGCUAAAAGUAUAUUAGCUUAAGCUCGGUAUUAUCAGUAUGGUCGUUGCGUUGAAGAGGUUCUCCGUAGGUCCAUAGAACAUUUUCUUCAGAUACUUGUUAAAUUUUCGUUCGUUUCUAGUCACUAUUUUUCUAUUGAAUACAUAUGUUUUUCGAAAGUAAAACGAAUGUAACUAUUUCAAGGUUUUAUAAUAAUAAGAUUGUUACUAUUACGAAAGGUUUGUGAAGAUAUUUUUACUUCCGUGUUGAAUAUUUUGAUUGGAAGAAGAAAGAUAAAAAGGAUAAGAAUGCUUAGGAAUCCGGAGAAAGACAAUCGCGGAAUAUAUUUAUCACAAACUCCUUCCUUCCAUGUACAACUAGUAAUUUAUACAAUAGUUCAGAUCUAAGUUUUGUAGGAGGUCAAGUUUUUAAAGACUUAUUGUUUGAAAAU